Messenger RNA from Drepanopeziza brunnea f. sp. 'multigermtubi' MB_m1, 2460 nucleotides. RefSeq lists its product as uncharacterized. NCBI's taxonomy places the organism in Eukaryota, Fungi, Ascomycota, Leotiomycetes, Helotiales, Drepanopezizaceae. The record is from RefSeq and is a predicted model, not a curated record.
AUGACGACGGCAACGACAACGACAACGACAAACGCCGACACGACAUCGACGAACGAAGAAAUGCUGAGCGCCGGCUGGGUUCCUCAGCGGCGGGCUCUCGGGAGGGAUGAGGAGAGAGGGAGGGAUGAGGACGUGAAGAUGCAGCUUCUGGACGAGCAUGAGAGCGAGAGCGAGAGGGCAAGUGAGAGAGGAGGAAGUGAGAGUGACACUGGGAUUGAGAUUGAGGCUGAAGAUAAGGAUGACGAUGAAGAUGAAGAUGAGGAUGAGGAUGAGGAUGAAGAUGAAGAUGAAGAUGCCUUGCCGAAGAUGAGGAGUGCGAGUGCAAAGGGUGUGCUCUGGGUGGUGCUUGCGACCGCUGCGACGCUCAAUGGGAGGAUACUUCUGAGAGGAGCCUUCCCAUUCUACUUCACGCUCCUCCUCCAUCUCGGCGCCUACGCCAUGGCAGCCCUCACGCUGCUGCUCCUCAAACUCCGCACCUUCUGGAUUCCCAAAGCCUCCGAACCAAGCGACGCAUACUCCUUGUCCGAAUCCUUCCUCGUCGGUGUCCGGACCAUCGUGUCCUCGUCCAUUGCGUCGCUAGCAAUGCUCCUCGGUGCCCAAGCCCUGCAGCAUUCCCCGAAUCUUCCAGUCUUGGCCAUGCUGCCCAUCGCCACCUAUGUUACCGACAGCCUGUUCUUCCGUAUGGCCUAUAUCGUUCGGAUACUGCCCCGGGACCUGAGCUGCGGGAUACGGUACUUCUACAAGGUCGUAUGCGUGCUGCUCGGAGUCCUCCCCCCCGUGAUGUUUGACUACCGACUCAGCAACCGGAGCUUGGUAUUCGCUGCAGCUGGAUUCGCUCUCGCCAGUCUCUCGAGGGUCGUUGCCUGUGUACGACCGAGGAUUGAGCCCAAGGGCCCCCAGAGCUGGGACGGUCCGCUGCGCGCCUACCUGCUGGCGGGGCUCGCUCCCAUGCUCGUGGCGGGCAUUGCGACCUCGAAGUACGAGAAUGUCACGGCGGCUUCGCACAUCGCCGGGUCGUGGGACGUGGCGCACAAGUUGCUGUAUCUUGGUCCGGGGGUGCUGCUGCUGAUAGUCUUUGGCAGCGCGAUGAAUAGCGCGUAUCCGUUCACGUCGAAGGUUCACGUCGGAGGAGCGCUGGAAGACCCGUCGGCGGCGGCCACGGAUGCAGUAGCGAGCACGCUCCAAGCUGGCUUCUUUACCCUUGCCAUUGGAGUCUUUGGGCAGGAGAGGAACUUUGUCGAGUGGCUACAGGUCAUCCCGGUCACGCUGAUCUAUGUCGUUUGCGUUGGACCAAGACACAUUGGCUAUUACCCACCGCGACUCUUGAACCUCAUCCUCCGGCUAUUCAGACGCAGACAGCUGCCGCUCCAUACGGAGCCAUGGCAGUUACUUUUCUUCCUCGCUACGUCGACCGUCAUCUUUGCCAUUCUGAUCAGCUGCAAUGCCAUGUACUUGAUCGAUACGGUUGCGCACCAGCAUGACCUCAAGACCUGGCAUGACCCCAGCACGAUCAUGCUGGACACCCUCUACCGGGCUCCUCAACUCCGGUCCUUCGAUGUGAUCAUUGCACACUCCGAGGGCGAUCCCGUGGAGGCCAUCGCCGACUUGGUCCACCUUUUCCCCACCCAGCACCUCAUCUCCUGGCUGAGCCCACGGGUCACGGUCUACAGCAAAGACCCCAGCUUCAGCAUGACGGACGCCACAGUACAAUUCAUCAGAGGCGAAUUCGGCGGCGACCUGUCCAUCCAAACUUUGAACAACACUGGUGGCGUCACAGCCACCUUCCUCCACCACAUCAUCGAUAGGUGGGCCGUCAUGUCUGUCCAGACGAUCUUCCUGUCCACGGCCACGGCCACCGCUGCGCAGACCCGCCUCCACCUCCAACGCUUCCUGGACUACUUCACCCCCAUGGGCUUCCCGCUCCCGGACGCCACCCCCAAGACCGGCUUCCUGCACCUCGGCGAGCAGGAAGCCUGUCGCUGCGAAUCGUGCUUCGACUCGCUCGGCUGGGAAGACUCCUUCCACCUUGUCCCUAGUAUGUGGUCGGCCAGCCGGCCGGACGAGCCGGGGGUAUCGCCCGCCCCUCACUGCGGCUCGGUCAUGCUGACGCGGGGCAAUAACUUCGUGGCGUCGGCGGCGCGCAUCCGCGGCGUGAAGAAGGACGUCUGGGAGAUGCUGUACGACGGCCUCGUGAAUGAGGACCUGAGCAACGCCUGGGCGCACAAGAAGGAGAAGCUGCCCGUCGUGCUGCCGGGGGAGAUGGGCCGAGGCCGGUUCCGCCCGGGGGAGGUGUAUGGGGCGCCGGACGGGCUGGAGAGGCCGUACCUGGGCUUGACGGUUGAGCGGCUCUGGGGCGUGCUGCUGCAGUGUAGCCGGCCGGAGAUUGCGUGGGGGUGUCCGAGUUUGGAGAUUAGAUGGCGGUUUGGUGGGAAGAAGGGAGAAUGUGGGUGUCUUGAGUAG